Ostrea edulis (European flat oyster) is the source of this 1402-nucleotide messenger RNA. Its product is annotated as HSPB1-associated protein 1 homolog. Bases 62 to 1399 code for a protein of 445 amino acids. Gene Ontology annotation, molecular function: 2-oxoglutarate-dependent dioxygenase activity. The record is from RefSeq and is a predicted model, not a curated record. The transcript has 7 exons. Lineage: Eukaryota; Metazoa; Mollusca; Bivalvia; Ostreida; Ostreidae.
ACAACCAUACGUCUUUCCGGUGUGAAGUUUCGUUUGGUUUGUAAUGUUUAGUUGACUAACAAUGAUUUCUUGUUCAGAUUGCCCACCAAUUGUUUUAAACAAAAUGAUUGAUCACUGGAAAGCAAGGAAAUGGAGUAUAGAACAAUUAUCUAGUCAAAUCACAAAGAAGUUAUCGUGCAAGCUUUGCCCAAAGAAAAAUCAAAAUUUAUUUGAGACACAGUGUCCUCAUGAAAACAUCACACUGGAAGAAUUCUUUUCAUGGAGACAAAAUGAUGUUGAUAAUAACAAUCCACUUCGUAAUUAUAAACCCGAGGAAUUCUCAUGCUACAUAGAUUACAAAUACAUGAAAGACAUAUCACCGAUGGAACAUAUGAAGGCUGUGGACUGGGGAGUGUUCGGAUUUCCAGAUCGAGAUGGAAGAGAUAGCACUAUCUGGAUCGGAACAGAAGGAUGUUAUACAAAUUGUCACUAUGACUCGUACGGAUUUAAUCUAGUAGCACAAAUUCAGGGAAAGAAGAGAUGGAUUUUGUAUCCUCCUUGGGAAAGUUCCUAUCUGUAUCCUACCAGAAUUCCAUAUGAAGAAUCCAGUGUUUUCAGUGAAGUGAAUGUUAAAAAUCCAGAUUUUGAACGACAUCCUCUGUUCAAGAAAGCAAACCCGUACAUAGUGACACUGGAUCCGGGACAAGUAUUGUAUGUUCCUCCUCAAUGGUGGCACUAUGUGGAAAGUCUGGAGGAUUCCAUCAGCAUCAACACAUGGAUCGAUAUAUCGGAGGACUCAGAGAGCCGCGUCUCCGAGGCUGUGACAAGGUGUCUCGUUUCAUUACUGCUGGAGGCCAGACAACAGCUGAAUCAAGUCCCUACAGCAGAUGACACCUGGAUAAACCCAGGAGAAGAAAUUCUGCCUCUUGAUGCAAACAUCCAGCUCCUUCAAUUCGCUCUGACAAGUAGUUACCAUAGAGAUGCAGACAAAGAGACAAAUAACCAGGAGAAGUUGUGUAAAGCUCUUCAGAACAUACCUGUUAGAAACAAAGACACAACUCUCAAAGGGAAAAGAAAAUGGAUUGGAAAUACGGAAACUGAGAAUUGUAAAUCAACCAGAAUGUGUGUACAUGAUAAGGGAGACAAUUCAGACACUGUAAACUUCAAGGAGAAAUUGUGUUCGCAUGAUGUGGAUGUACAGAGCAGCCAAGGUGAAGACAUUCCUUACAUUGUUAUGGUUGAAAGAGAAAACAAAGACGAAGAGAAAGAGACAAGCGUGAAACAUCAAACCACCGACUUGUGUAGGUCCUCUUUGGAGACGUGCUCAAGUCAUUCUACUGCAACAUUGUUUGAAAAACUUGUCAAAAGUGUAUUACAUCCAAAAGUGAUAGAAGCAACAGUAAAAGAGCUAAAUCAGUAAUAA